AUGACCGACUCGCGUUCGCGGUCUCCACGACCUGAACGUCGGAGACGGAGUAGGUCUCCCGAUUUUGAUCGAUCGAGACGCCCACGGAAUCAGGGAGGCUUUCGCUGGAAAGACAAAAGACCGCGAGAUGACAGAAACCGCGAUGAUGAUCGCCGUCUAGAACGAGGCUAUCGCGAACAACACCGUCCGCGGUCUCCUCGUCGUGACAGAAGCAGGGAUAGAUAUGGUGAUCGUGAGCGAGGUCGUGAAACAAACGCCCCGGCAAGGCAAGAUGAGAAGAAGGACGAGAAACUAGAUGGCAAUAAGCCAAAGCCAGCGCCUAAGAAGGCCCCGGUAGUAGCAGCACCUGCCGAGGAGAUGAUUAUAGUCAAUGUCAACGAUCGUCUUGGUACAAAAGCUGCUAUUCCAUGCCUAGCCUCGGACCCGAUCAAACUUUUCAAGGCCCAAGUUGCCGCCAGAAUCGGUCGUGAACCCCACGAGAUCUUACUGAAGCGUCAGGGCGAAAGGCCGUUCAAAGACCAGCUUACUUUACAAGACUACGGUGUUUCGAAUGGUGUACAGCUUGACUUCGCGGCAUUUGGCUGGGCUGGCGGGGUAAAUGGUUUUGCCGCAACCCUUGUGCCGCCUUUCCCCAUUCGGCCAUUUUUCCAGCACGAGAGAGACAGAGCCAAGCCUGGUUCCGCUUUUGCUGGCGGCGAGUCAUUUUUCUCCAUGCAGAUAAAAAUUGUCGACAUUGAACCUCGUCCUGACGUCCUCUACUAUUUGCUUCAACCUCCUUCGUCCGGAACAACCGCCCGCCCCCAUCGACAGACAUGGAUUUUUGAUUCUCGACUCACUCUGCAAUCGCCUGAUCGCCGCCUACUCCGACUUCAUCGCAAGUUUUUCCGUCCGUCGUUCCGAUUAUCGGUGAUCUCUAAUGUUCUGCUCUCCAAAUUUGCCGUCGGUGAGACUCGAGUCGAAAUCCAAGAGUCGGUGAGAGAGAAAGAUGUUUACAUCAUUCAAUCUGGCGGGGGAAAAGUGAACGAUCAUUUGCUGGAGCUUCUGAUUACCAUAUCGGCUUKCAAAACUGCUUCUGCGAAACGAGUUACCGCUGUACUACCCCUGUUCCCAUAUUCUCGUCAGAGCGAUAUCCCAUACAAGAAGAGCGGAGCUCCUUUGGUCAAGUCAUCGAUUCAAACUCAAUUCACAUUCGAUAGCACUCCCUCGACGCCUCAUCCCGGGAAAGCCGAGAGUCAGGGAAUGAACAAUGAUGUUGAUAGCCUCCAGAAGAGCCUCGCAAGAGCUCAAAUCGAAUCUGAAAGUAAUGGCUCGCCGGKAAAACGACACCCCAUUGCCAAUGGAGGAAAACGAAGUGGCACCCUUGAAUCCGCUCGCACAGAGUCUAGCCUCACCAAUGGCGUGAAUGGCGAUGAGGCGGCAAGUACCUCGAGCGGCGUUUCCAAGGUCCCCGAGUUUGAGCCUCGUCCCGGUUACCGACAGUGGGUUGCUCAGGCAGGAACUCUGAUCGCGGACCUCUUGACAUGUGCUGGCGCUGAUCACAUCAUCACAAUGGACUUGCAUGACCCCCAAUAUCAGGGUUUCUUCGACAUUCCCGUGGACAACCUUUACGGUCGACCAUUACUCAAGAGAUAUAUUCAGCGCCACAUCCCUGAUUACAGGAAUUGCAUCAUCGUCAGUCCUGAUGCUGGUGGUGCGAAGCGAGCAACUGCUAUUGCAGACUCGAUGGGAGUUGAAUUUGCACUAAUUCACAAAGAACGACGACCUACGAAAAUAUCCGACAGACAAAAUGCCACUAUGAUGCUUGUCGGAGAUGUACGAGACCGAACUGCCAUUCUUAUUGACGAUUUGGCAGACACAUCAAACACCAUAACUCGAGCGGCCAAGCUACUCAAGAAAGAGGGUGCUGCCAAGGUCUAUGCUCUCCUCACCCACGGUAUUCUGAGUGGCGACGCUAUUGAGCGCAUCAAUGCCAGUGCCUUGGAUAAGGUGGUGGUGACGAACACCGUUGACCAAACCGAGCAUUGCAAGCGCUGCCCCAAGCUUGAGGUUCUUGAAGUCGGCAAUGUUUUUGCUGAGGCAAUUCGUCGCGUUCAUCAUGGCGAAAGUAUCAGCGUUCUGUUCCAAUACGACUAG
Talaromyces amestolkiae is the source of this 2133-nucleotide messenger RNA. RefSeq lists its product as uncharacterized. The transcript is spliced from 7 exons. The record is from RefSeq and is a predicted model, not a curated record. Gene Ontology annotation, biological process: purine nucleotide biosynthetic process; 5-phosphoribose 1-diphosphate biosynthetic process. Bases 1 to 2133 code for a protein of 710 amino acids. Gene Ontology annotation, cellular component: ribose phosphate diphosphokinase complex; cytoplasm. NCBI's taxonomy places the organism in Eukaryota, Fungi, Ascomycota, Eurotiomycetes, Eurotiales, Trichocomaceae. Gene Ontology annotation, molecular function: magnesium ion binding; ribose phosphate diphosphokinase activity.